Molecule: messenger RNA, 492 nt
Organism: Dracunculus medinensis (Guinea worm)
Lineage: Eukaryota; Metazoa; Nematoda; Chromadorea; Rhabditida; Dracunculidae
Source: the annotation of a GenBank genome assembly
ACGAACAGGCGACGCAUAAAACGAUUAGUACUGAUAAGCGCCUUAUCUAUUUUUAACUAUUCUUAUUAUUAUUGCUAUAAAUAUUCGCCGUUAUCUUGUAUGACAUGUAUUAAUGCGCAACACGAUACAACACAACUUGAUAAAUUUCGUGUUCGUGCACGACUUACAGUUCCAAAAUGUCAAAUGGAACCAAUUAUUUGUGAUCGUGAUCAAGAUGUUUGCGUGACGAUUACUAUGCAUAUUGGAGUAGAUCAUUAUUGGAUUGGUUCGGGUUGUGAUAAACAUGAAAAUUUUCAACAUAUCGCAUGCGAAAAUGUUCAUACAUUAACGAGAAAUGUUCAAAUUGGUAUUGUACAAGAACGACGAGCAUUACAACGGGUUUGCGUAUGCACUACGAAUUUAUGUAAUCAUAUUGCUAUAAAUCAAUCAUCAAUACUACUUAUUUUUAUUUGUGCCUUAAUAUUUUUUGUAUAUUACAAUUCAGCUAGUUAA